Colletotrichum higginsianum IMI 349063 is the source of this 1545-nucleotide messenger RNA. Its product is annotated as Integral membrane protein. The transcript is spliced from 2 exons. The record is from RefSeq and is a predicted model, not a curated record. Lineage: Eukaryota; Fungi; Ascomycota; Sordariomycetes; Glomerellales; Glomerellaceae. The coding region runs from base 1 to 1545 and encodes 514 amino acids.
AUGAAUCUCUACACUGAGCCGCCCGAGUUGCGCAGGUUCUCGCAAGACAAGCCCUCGCUGCUUGUUUGCUGGUGGAUAACGUCAUUUUGCACCGUCAUCAUCCUGCUGCGAGUCGCCGGCCGCUUCAUUCGAACCGAGAGGCUGUUCCAAGAGGACAAAGUCGCCGCCCUCGCCCUGAUCCCUCUUUGGCUUCGGAUGGCUUGUGUGCAUUUUGUUCUGCUCUACGGGACCAACAAUGCGCAGUUCGACGGGAUCACUUUGUCCGAAGAAGUCGAGACGAGGAAGAGAAUUGCAAGUGGUCUCGUGCUUGCGAGCCGCAUCUUCUACGCAGCGACAUUGUGGAUUCUCAAGAACACCAUUUUAGAGUUCUUCAAGCGUCUGACCGGCGUGACUUGGGCACGUUCCUACGAACAGACGCUCGUUUUCAUCAGAUGUACCUUGGUUGCAACGUUUAUUGCCAUCGUCAUCAGCGAUCUGGCUGAAUGUCGACCCGUUCAUCAUUAUUGGCAGGUUACUCCUGACCCAGGAGGGCAAUGCCGCCAAGGCUUCGCCCACCUCAUUACCAUGGCGACGUGCAACAUCCUCACCGAUUUGCUCCUUGUCUUCUUCCCGAUUCCAAUCAUCUUGCGCAGCCAGAUGAACGUCAAGAGGAAAGUCCAGCUCACACUGCUCUUCUCUCUCAGCCUAUCCGUCAUCGGCGUCACGAUCUACCGCGUUCCCCACGUCAUCAGGGACCACGGCAAGCAACAGCUGCGAUCGGUGUUGGCAUCAGUCGAGCUUCUAUUUGCGACCACGGCAGCCAACGCGCUGGUUCUUGGCUCGUUUGUGCGGGAUCGAGGUAUCAAGAAACGAAAGUUCAAAUACGGCUCCGUGGCCGCAGACUCGAUGGACCGAGGCUCCGACUCGCGACGGCCGACCCUACACCAACACUGGGGCAGUGACGAAGAUCUUGUGCGCGACGUCGGCCUCGGGGUCGAUCCCGACUUACGAGGACGAGCCGGAUCGCAAGAUGAGUUGGAUACCGAGCAGCUUCGCUACACUCCUGCCCCAGUUGCCAGACCAUUUGGCGAGGAGCUGAGGCAGUGGCAAUUCCCUCAGCGAAAAGGAAGCAAUGCCGAGCGUAGCGACGCGUCGCUUCUACCCCACGACCUCUCUUCUUCGAGGAGCAACUCGACCACGACGCCCCGGAGAGUUUCUUUCUUCGACGUGGGAGGCUUGCUAUCGGAAGACCAGGUCGGGGCGGGACCGACAUUCCGUAGAGACAGCAUCGUCUCGAGCGUGGACCCGAUGUCGGUUGUUAGCGGUCACGGCGCACCCUCGCCAGCCUUGCCCGCUUCAUCGACUGGGUUACGACGUGGAUCUACAGCGCUGCUGCAAGACCUGGGCGGUUUCUUGGGCCCUCUCAACACGAAACAUUCACGCCAAACAUCUAGGACUGGUACGGAGCUACAACCCAUCCCGCAAUCGCAACACGAUGACCACCCAUCGUAUAACCCUCGGCCUGGCGAGCCCACACUCAGUGACCCUGGCGGCCUUUUGAAGUAG